Messenger RNA from Morchella importuna, 573 nucleotides. RefSeq lists its product as uncharacterized. The transcript has 5 exons. Gene Ontology annotation, biological process: mitochondrial translational termination. Lineage: Eukaryota; Fungi; Ascomycota; Pezizomycetes; Pezizales; Morchellaceae. Gene Ontology annotation, molecular function: translation release factor activity. The coding region runs from base 1 to 573 and encodes 190 amino acids. The record is from RefSeq and is a predicted model, not a curated record. Gene Ontology annotation, cellular component: mitochondrial large ribosomal subunit.
AUGUUUCUCGCCCGCCAACUACCCGUACGACGUAGCCUUGCAACACCCGCAAUCGCAUUCCCCUUCCUCGGCCGCCGCCUCGUUGGUAGCUCGGUGUCGGCGGAAGACGAAGAACAGAUUUCGCAGGCACGGAAAUGGUUGGCCUCAUUCACACCAGAGAAUAUCCCAAGGAAGUACUGCGAAGUCACGUUUUCGCGCGCGUCGGGGCCCGGGGGGCAGAAUGUUAACAAGGUAAACACUAAAGCGACGCUCCGCCUCGAUCUGGGAUUACAUGGCUACUUCAUCAACCCCUAUAUCCUCCAGAAAGUCCGAGAGAACUCAAGCUACGUGACCAAGCACGACGAAAUUGUCAUUCAAUGUGACACCCAUCGGAACCAAGCCAAGAACACGGAGGAGUGUUUCCAAAGGCUCCAUGCCGCAAUUGCGAAUGCUGCGCAGCUGCGGGGGGAGACUACUGAGGAGACGAUGAAGAACGUGGAGAGAAUUGAAAAGAAGAAUAAGGAAAAGAGGUUGCAGGCGAAGAAGAUGCACAGUAGUAAGAAGAGCGCUAGAAAGGGUGCGCGGGAUGAUUGA